AUGAAAUAAGAGUAAUAAAUAAUAUUGUAGAAGAGAGAAGAGUUCAGAAAUGAGAUUAGAAAUCAAAGAAAUGAGCAAUUAUUUUCAAGGAAAAGAAUGUCUUCUUCUUGUAUUGCUUCAGAUUCUCUAAUUUAAAUUUUAUAAUAUACUAACAUAGAGAAUGAGGAAUCAGCAGUCUUGGCACUAAAAUAAAAUAUUCCUUAAAGAAUUAUAUCCUCAAUAUUUAUUUCGGAUGUCAACAUCAACUAUGUUGAAGAUUUAUUGAGUAAAAAUUUCUUAAAAUUAAUCAGAAAAUAAUAGGUUACUUUUAGUGGAAUCACUUUAUUUUUUUAAUUCGUUUACUGCCAACGCAAAUGAAGAUUUAAUAAAAUAGAGUAUCUAAUAUAAUUUUUUAUCAUAUUUGGUAUCAUUAUAUGUUAAUUUUUGCAAUAUGAUUACUGAAAAUUCAGAUAUACUAUAUAUCAUAGAUUACUUAGAUUGUAUAUUUUAUAAUCUAAUACUUUCUAAAAUUGAAUUUUAAGCAUAUGAUAAAAAAUUAAUAACAGAGUCUAUUGAAUAAAUUGUCCUUUUAAAUAAAUUUUAAAAUUUUAGCUUAUAAGCUAAAGAAUGUUUGCUUGCCUUAUAUUCUAAAUUGAAUUUAACUUUUGAUAUAAAUAAUGCAUUGUUAAUUUGUUCAUCUAUUUUACAUAAUAAUAGAAUUAAAGAACUGAUUUAGAUUGUUGUAAAAUUAAUAAUAAAAGUUUUUUAAUAAUCAGCAAGAGAAAACAAGAAAACCCUUGAAUUAUUUAUAGGAUAAAUUAAAAAAUUAAAUAUAACAGAAAGGUUAGUUUAGCUUAUUGAUGAAUUUCCAAAUUAAAUAAUUGAUUUUUUUAAAUACGUAUCUAAUCACUAAAAAUCGAUUACUACUGAAAUAAUUACUUUUCAAUAAGCAAGUUUGAUAUAUUAAAAAUGGAAGAGCUUUGACAGGGCUUUGUUUUAUUAAUUUUUAGCAAAUAUCAUUUCAACAUACAAAAUUAUUUUAACCGAUGUCCUACAAAAUUAAUAGUUACUAGAUGAAAUAUAUUUUACACUACAAACAAAAUUAAAUAAAGAAUCAAAAGAGGCAUUUUAUUUAAUAUGUACAAUUGUAAAAGAGAAUUCAUCUGAUUAUUCGAACCAUCAUUUUGUUGGAAUCAUUAAUUAAUAUUUUGUAUUUUAUAUAUUUGAAAUAAGCUUAAUUGCCAUUAAAUUGAAGAAUACAAAUUUUAUGUAAAUCUAAUUUUGUAAGACCCAAGUGUUUUAAGCUAAAAUUGCCCCAAUAGUGUGAAAACCAAACUUGAGUCAUUAAUUCAAUUCCCUGAACUUGAAACAUUGGUACAAAGAAUAUUGAAUGAUGAUUUUUAAAUUAUUUUAUAAUGA
This is a messenger RNA of Paramecium sonneborni, 1398 nucleotides long. The record is from the annotation of a GenBank genome assembly. NCBI's taxonomy places the organism in Eukaryota, Ciliophora, Oligohymenophorea, Peniculida, Parameciidae.